Lycium barbarum (goji berry) is the source of this 1373-nucleotide messenger RNA. RefSeq lists its product as uncharacterized. Bases 253 to 1008 code for a protein of 251 amino acids. The record is from RefSeq and is a predicted model, not a curated record. NCBI's taxonomy places the organism in Eukaryota, Viridiplantae, Streptophyta, Magnoliopsida, Solanales, Solanaceae. Gene Ontology annotation, biological process: mitochondrial proton-transporting ATP synthase complex assembly. Gene Ontology annotation, cellular component: mitochondrion. The transcript is spliced from 7 exons.
UUGCCGAGUCUCGGAUAUCUACUGUUGGAUAUUGGUUGUUUGAUCUACUUCUUCUUAACUGCAACUCCGGACUCUGAUCUCUUCUCUCUUCUCCAGCGACUCAAAUCUGUCCCACUCAGCGGCUUAAUCAGACAGUUUGUACAGCCUACAAGCACAGGUGAACUUGCCCAUAGAAGUUGGAGCAUAUGGGGUCACACUAAGUGUCGUAGUUGCGAUUCAGACCUAGGAUCUUCAGUGUUAUUGCAGAUAAUCAUGAUGCGCCAUUUGUCAAGUAGUGUAUCAAAGAGAAUACACUCUUCUGUCAUUGCUUGCUGUAGAAAUGGUUCUUCUUUCUCUAUGGUUUCAAAACAACCAUACAGCUCAAUCCUGCAACAGAUUGUUGACAAGUCACCACGAAAUGUUAUUCCUAGUGAUUUCUUGAAAUGGCGUUCGCUUGGUUCCAUUAGGACAUCAAAAUUUGCCUCUGGCUUCAACCCAUUGAAGCAAAAGCCCUUGGACUCUAUUAUUGACAUGGAGAGGGCAAAGAACAAAUCAGCUGAAGAGCUAGCCGACAUUUGGGAUGAUUAUCACUUGGGAAGAGGUCACAUCGCAGCAUCAAUGAAAGCUAAGUUAUAUAAGCUCUUGGAGCAAAGAGCUUCAAGUUGCCGGUAUUUUGUGAUUCCACUAUGGAAGGGAAGUGGUUACACAACAAUGUUUGUGCAAGUGCAGGCGCCACACAUACUAAUCACAGGUCUAGAAGAUUACAAGGCAAGAGGAACUCAAGCUGCUCCAUACUUCACAAUUACUUACUACACUGAAUUUGCUGAAAGCAAGGAUCUCGUUCUUGUUCGAGGGGACAUUGUCUUUACUAGCAAGCUCACUGACUCGGAGGCAAAAUGGCUUUUGGACACUGUACAAUCCUUUUACUUGAAUGAUGUCAGGUACAAACUAGUGGAGCGCUUCAACAGAGAAACGAGAGAGUUCGAGUUCAAAGAUGUUUUACAAACUUUGGAGAUGCCUAUAUUGUGAUCAAAAUAUCCGAUUUUCUGUCAUAAGAGCAAUCAGAAGAAAUGGAGUUUGAUCGUGAAGGAUCGUUCAGAAAUCAGCAAUGGUAGGAUUGUAGUUUUCCUUGCCAUUCUGACAGGCAAUCGUGUCUGUCCAGCAUAAUGACUAGCUUGACAAUCUUUACUAAUUUUCAUUUCAUUGAGGCAAAGUCGAGUAUCUUCAGUGUAUGGUUUUACAAAAAAAAGAAAAAAAAAAUUGAAAAGGGCUGGUGGUGCUGUGUAGAAGUUCUUAAAGAAAACUUCCAAUUAUCAGGAGAUUUUGUAGAGCUGCAACAAACUUGAGAGACAAUAUCAAUAAAUGUGAAUUUAGGUCCUCAAAUUCUUUUAACA